CGGUUCUCCGCGUCUCCGGACGCGCCCCCCCGCUACAGAGAGUCACCUUGCCCGGCUGCUGCUGCUGCUGACCCGGUUACAGAGAGAGCAGGUGGACCGUCCGGCUCCGAGGCGGACAGACAGAUAGACAGGCAGUCAGACAGGCAGGCAGGCGGCGGGAAUCUAACCCGGGACUCUGCGACCGGUGACAACAUGGCGGAGACUAAACCCAAAACCUCUCCUAAGGCCAUCAAGUUCCUGUUCGGAGGCUUGGCCGGGAUGGGGGCCACAGUGUUUGUGCAGCCCCUGGACCUGGUGAAGAACAGGAUGCAGCUGAGUGGUCAGGGUACCAAGGCUCGGGAAUAUAAGACCAGCUUCCACGCUCUCUUCUCCAUCCUGAAGAACGAGGGAGUCGGAGGCAUCUACACCGGGUACUCUAUCUCUAUUAGAGCUCUAUAAGAGCUCUAUAGAUAUAGAUGGAUAGAUACCCGGAUGGGUAUCUACACCAUCCUGUUUGAGAAGAUGACCGAUGGAUAGAUAGAUGGAUGGAUGAACUUCCUGUUAAAGGCUCUGAUCGGUAUGACGGCCGGAGCUGUCGGAGCGUUCGUCGGGACUCCAGCUGAGGUCGCUCUGAUCAGGAUGACAGCUGAUGGACGUCUCCCAGCAGACCAGAGGAGAGGUUACAGUAAUGUUUUCAACGCUCUCGCUCGGAUCACCAGAGAGGAAGGUGUCACCACGCUGUGGAGGGGUUGUAUCCCCACGAUGGCUCGGGCCGUGGUGGUGAACGCCGCUCAGCUCGCCUCCUACUCUCAGACCAAACAGGCGCUGCUCGACUCAGGGUGUAAUGUUUCUCUGGGACAGGGUAUUCUCUGUCACUUCUGUGCCAGUAUGAUCAGCGGUCUGGUUACCACGGCAGCAUCGAUGCCGGUCGACAUCGUUAAGACCAGGAUCCAGAACAUGAAGAUGAUCGACGGGAAGCCUGAGUACAAGAACGGUGUGGAGGUGCUGAUGCGCGUGGUGAGGAACGAGGGCUUCUUCUCUCUGUGGAAAGGCUUCACCCCGUACUACGCUCGCCUCGGCCCUCACACGGUCCUCACCUUCAUCUUCCUGGAGCAGAUGAACCGGCUGUACAAGACCCACGUCCUGGACCGCUACCACACACACACACACACACACACACACACACACACACACACACUUCGUCUUCCUGACAUCACUUCUCAUAACUCAGAUCUGAAGAAACAGUGGCACAUUUAGUGAAAAUGUUGGACUCUAUGUUCUCAUGUUUGUGUGUCUGAGUGUCUGAUGGGACAACAGUCUCUGACACAGACACACACACACACACACACACACACACACACACACACACACACACAGACACACACAGACACACACAGACACAGUUCUUUUUGUACAGAAAAGAAUCUUGUUUAAACAUAAUUUAGUGAUGUCAGUAAAUAUAAUAAUAUGAAGUCUUAUUUGUAAGAUGAUGACCCCCCCCCCACUCUGACAAACACAAAGCAUCAUGGGAUGGCUCGGUAACCAUGGUUACAGCCAGUGAAAGUGGCGGCGGAGAGAAAAGAUGAAUAAAUGUUUUUCUGAGCCUCA
This is a messenger RNA of Perca flavescens (yellow perch), 1587 nucleotides long. It is a transcript of the gene slc25a11, whose product is annotated as solute carrier family 25 member 11. NCBI's taxonomy places the organism in Eukaryota, Metazoa, Chordata, Actinopteri, Perciformes, Percidae. The record is from RefSeq and is a predicted model, not a curated record.